UAUAACAUCUUAAGCCUCACUUAUGGACCCCCUUAUUAUUAUUAUCAUUAUAUACAGUUACAUGUAUCUGGCAACCCUUACGUCAUAUUUAUGCGACACAUACGCUUGAGGAUCGGUGUCUUCGCGUUAGUUCCUAGUUUGUUUUUCUUUCGAAAAUGUCAGCUUUAAAGAAGGGCAAGAAAAUAGUUAAUCAGGACGAACUGCGACGCUUGAUGAGAGAAAAACAAAGACAAACGACAGACAAAAAGCGCAUCGAGUCUCCGUUUGCUAAAUACAACAGUGUGGGGCAACUGAGCUGUGUGUUGUGCAGUGUGCAGCUCAAAUCCGAGCUACUGUGGCCGGCUCAUGUUCUGGGGAAACAGCACAAAGAGAAGGUGGCAGAGCUAAAGGGAGCGAAGACUCAACCAGCGGAAACACAAAACCAAACACUUAAAAGGAAAACAUCAAACGUCGAGGACGCGGACGGGAAACGGGCGAAGUCAGCUACUGUAUCCGGUCAGUCUGCGUCAGGGUUGCCAGGAGAUUUCUUUGAGAAGUCAAAGGAUAAAGCAGAGGUUUCUGCUCCAAAAUCUGCAAGCUUGAAUCUACUUGCAGGAGUUUACGAUGAUGACGACAAUGAUAAUGAAAAAGACCAGUCAGAUCACACAGGAACCACAAACCCACAACCUGAAAAAGCAGAGGCUGCAGGUCUGCCAGUGGAUUUCUUUGACAGCUCAAUCCCUUCAACACCUGCCAUUCCUUCUCACUCAGGAUCUGUCCUCAAAGCAAACACACCAGAGAAGAGCACUGAAAAGAAAGAGAACACAGCAGAAGCACUUCCAGAGGGGUUCUUUGAUGACCCAGUGACAGAUGCCAAGGUGCGCAAUGUUGAUGCUCCAAAAGAUCAAAUGGACAAGGAGUGGGAAGAGUUUCAGAAAGAGAUCAGACAGGUGAACACCAAAUCUGAAGCCAUCGUGGCUGAGGACGACGAGGAGGGACGCAUUGAACGCCAGAUCGAUGAAAUAGAUGAACAGAUUGAAUGUUACAAGAGGGUGGAGCUGCUGAGAGACAAGCGGGAUGUCAUUAAAAACAAGUCUUUGUCCACGAAGGAGGAACAAAUGGAGACUGUUAACAGUGAGGAGGAAGAAGAGGAGGAUGAAGAGGAGCUGUUGGCUCUUUUGUCACGUGACUGGCGAGCUAAAGGGGCAUUGGUGUAGAUUCCUCAGAGAUGCUAAGAUGUUGUAUGAUCUUUCAUGUUAUUUUUUUUUACUACUCAGAUUCUAUAAAUAUGUUUGUUAAAGACCUUCAGUUUGUCAUAUCUGUAAAUUUCAGAACUUUAAAAAUUACAAUGUCAUGUGCACCAUUCUAGUAAAACAUUAAACAACAUUACAAGGUCUGACGUGUUUGAAGGUACAGUAAAACUUUAAAACAUGUUGACGUUAAGUGACAUGUUCUGGUAAAAUUUCCCUCACCCCAUUCACAUCUAUGGCCAGGCAAAAGUACAAAUCAUUUUCAUUUAAUUUCUAUAGAAAAAAUAAAUAAAAAAAAGCUGAGUCAGGUGACAACUUUUUGUAAGUGUGUUUAUUAACUUGUGUCAGCAUGGACCUGAAAAUUACAUCUUCAAAGGCUACUUACAGUUUAAGUUUGACUUAUUGUUCUGCAAAAAAAGACGUUUAAAUUAUUUGUUCAUGUUACAUUAUAAGCAACAUGCAUAUCACAACAUCAUUUUAAAAAUGUAAAAUGUCAAGAUUAUAGGCCUUUGCACACCAGACGGUUUUUGAAUCAUUUAGAUAAAUUCCCUUGUUUGUGCACAUUGAGCCCAUGCAAGUAGAUAUUGUCUACAUAAUGCACUUCAAUCAAGCAAAUUAUUAGAAUUGAUUGUUUUAGGGAUCAUGUGGUUAAUUUCAACUUUCUUGAAUAUGGCAGCCUGUGUGUUACCUUUUAGUAUUUUUUCCAAAUAAUACAGAAAUUUACUACUGAAAAGUGUAGGGCAGACUCAGCUCACAGGAUAUAGGUGACUAUUGUAUUAAAGUUUUAGACACUCGCAUUUACAAAAAGAGAACACAUUAGAAUACGUUUUUAAAAUUAUGUGCCAUUCAUUUACAUUGCUGUUGCAGUAAAAAGCUGCCACCAAUACUGUUGGUAUGCAAAGGCCCCAAGACCAAAAAGCAAAAAUUGUCAAAGCAGUUUCAUUUAACAGACGACUGUCAGAGAAAAGAUUUAUACAUUUUUACAGAGUACAGCAAUAGUUACUAUAACAAACAUGUUACAUAAAUAAUGAACCAUUACAAGGUCCGUACAACUGGAAUAAGACGAAUCAAGUAAAGAGUAAUGGUCAGUGCUUCUUAAACUACCUGUUUAUCAUUGUGAGUUAGCUGUGUGUUCCAUCUACUGCAUUUCUCAAUACCACAACAUCUACAUAAUUAUCUUAUUGCUACAUGAGUCUCAUGAAUUUCCAUUAAUUUCUCUACUGAGAUUCAAAGUGUCCUUAGCCCUUCAAACCUUGUACAAGUAAAAACUUCAACAAAAACAAAACAAAAUAAAUCCUAGAUUUAUUACGCUACACAAAAACCCAAUCACAGCUUACGGAAUAAAAACAA
Cynoglossus semilaevis (tongue sole) is the source of this 2579-nucleotide messenger RNA. It is a transcript of the gene znf830, whose product is annotated as zinc finger protein 830. The record is from RefSeq and is a predicted model, not a curated record. The transcript has a single exon. Gene Ontology annotation, cellular component: spliceosomal complex; nucleus. Gene Ontology annotation, biological process: nuclear DNA replication; mitotic DNA replication checkpoint signaling; mitotic DNA damage checkpoint signaling. Bases 156 to 1196 code for a protein of 346 amino acids. Gene Ontology annotation, molecular function: zinc ion binding; nucleic acid binding. NCBI's taxonomy places the organism in Eukaryota, Metazoa, Chordata, Actinopteri, Pleuronectiformes, Cynoglossidae.